Gracilinanus agilis (Agile Gracile Mouse Opossum) is the source of this 3570-nucleotide messenger RNA. It is a transcript of the gene TSHZ2, whose product is annotated as teashirt zinc finger homeobox 2. Gene Ontology annotation, molecular function: DNA-binding transcription factor activity, RNA polymerase II-specific; DNA binding. The record is from RefSeq and is a predicted model, not a curated record. Gene Ontology annotation, cellular component: nucleus. Gene Ontology annotation, biological process: regulation of transcription by RNA polymerase II. Bases 454 to 3570 code for a protein of 1038 amino acids. The transcript is spliced from 2 exons. Lineage: Eukaryota; Metazoa; Chordata; Mammalia; Didelphimorphia; Didelphidae.
GAAAAGGAGGAAGAAGAAGAGGAAGAAAAAGAAAAAACCUACUACCUUUCGCCUUAUCUUUCCGCGUGUGAGUGCGUGUGGUGCGUGUGUGCGGCACAGUUCCUGCCAUCUGAUCCUGGUCUUGGAUGUUUAAUAAAGAAAUCAAGUGUCUCAACAGUCACCCCCCCAAACAAAACCAAAAAAUAGACCAAAAAAAAAAAAAGGACCAACAACAUCAUCAGCAACCAACAACCCGACAUUGUCAACACGAGACAGGUUUUUUUGUUUUGUUUUGUUUUGUUGGGGCUUCCCCUCCCCCGGUUUUUUCCCCUUAAGCCCUUAGUGGAGGGGGGACGCUCAGUGUGAGAGAGACAGAGACAGAGGGGGAGAGACAGAGACAGACGAGACAAGCGAGCACCCCCCGAGCUGCUUCUCGGGUCUGGGGACAGAAGUGAGAUUGGAGAAAGUAGAGCGAUGCCGAGGAGGAAACAGCAGGCACCGAAGCGGGCGGCAGGUUAUGUUCAAGAGGAAGAAUUGAAGGAGGAGGAAGAAAUCAAAGAGGAAGAGGAAGAUGAUGAGGACAGCAAUUCCGUAGUUCAACUUCAGGGCAGCAACGACCCAGGCACAGAUGAAGAGCUAGACACGGGCACCGACCAGAAAGGGAGCUUUAGCUACCAGAACUCUCCAGUCAGUCAUUUAUCCAAUCAGGAUGCCGAAAACGAAUCCCUUUUAAGCGAUGCCAGUGACCAGGUGGCAGACAUUAAAAGCAUAUGCUGUCGAGAUGCCCAGGACAAGAAAGCUCCCGCCCACCCCAAGCUCCAGAGCGAAACGCACAACUGCAUGGAUAAGAUGACCGCCGUCUAUGCCAACAUCCUGUCCGACUCCUAUUGGACCGGCCUCGGGCUCGGCCUCAAGUUGUCGAGCAGCGAGCGGAGGGGUUGCGACACGCGCAACGGAGGGAACAAAAGUGACUUUGAUUGGCACCAAGAUGCUUUAUCCAAAAGCUUGCAGCAGAAUUUGCCUUCCAGGCCCGUCUCCAAGCCCAAUCUCUUCAGCUCCGUGCAGCUGUACCGGCAGAGCAGUAAGAUGUGCGGCACCGUGUUCACAGGCGCCAGCCGGUUCCGGUGUCGGCAGUGCAGCGCCGCCUACGAUACCUUGGUCGAGCUCACCGUGCACAUGAACGAGACCGGUCACUACCAAGACGACAACCGCAAGAAGGACAAGCACAGACCUACCAGCUACUCAAAGCCCCGGAAAAGGGCUUUUCAGGACAUGGACAAGGAAGAUGCACAAAAAGUUCUCAAGUGUAUGUUUUGUGGUGAUUCCUUUGAUUCCCUGCAAGAUUUGAGUGUUCACAUGAUAAAAACAAAACAUUACCAAAAAGUGCCUUUGAAGGAGCCAGUACCAACCAUUUCUUCAAAAAUGGUCAAUCCGGCAAAGAAACGCGUUUUCGACGUCAACCGGCCCUGCUCCCCGGAUUCUACCACCGGAUCGUUCGCAGAAACGUUUUCCUCUCAGAAGAACGCCAACCUGCAGCUGUCCUCGAACAACCGCUACGGCUACCAAAAUGGCGCCAGCUACACGUGGCAGUUCGAGGCGUGCAAGUCUCAGAUCCUGAAGUGCAUGGAAUGCGGGAGCUCCCACGACACGUUGCAGCAGCUCACCACUCACAUGAUGGUCACGGGCCACUUUCUCAAAGUCACCAGCUCCGCCUCCAAGAAGGGAAAGCAGCUGGUGCUGGAUCCGCUGGCGGUGGAGAAGAUGCAGUCGCUGUCAGAGGCGCCGGGAAGCGAUGCGCCGACUUCCAAACCCUCCAGUAACGCGACUUCGGACAGCGGCGCGGCACCUCCCGUGGAGCUCAAGAAAGAGAGCAAAAAAGAAAAACCGGAGGAGACCGGCAAAGACGAGAAAGCGGGGAAAGGGGAGGACUACGAAGAUGCUCUUCAGAAGCCACUGGAUCCCACAAUGAAAUACCAAUAUCUUAGGGAAGAAGACUUGGAAGAUGGCUCAAAGGGCGGGGGAGACAUUUUAAAGUCUUUGGAAAAUACAGUGACCACAGCCAUCAACAAAGCCCAAAACGGGGCUCCCAGUUGGAGCGCGUACCCCAGCAUCCACGCGGCGUACCAGCUGUCGGAGGGCACAAAGUCGUCUUUGCCUAUGGGCUCCCAGGUCCUCCAGAUCCGACCCACCAUCACCAAUAAGCUAAGGCCAAUCGCUCCCAAGUGGAAGGUCAUGCCCCUCGUGUCUGUCCCCGCAAACCUAGCCCAGUGCACCCAAGUGAAGAAGGAGGCGGAGGACAAGGACGAAGCGCACAAGGAGUACGCCAAGGACAGUCCUGCCGCCGAUGCCUCCUCCCUGGGCCACGGCGAGGGCGACGCUCUCCCCAAGAGCGAGACCCCUUCCGACUCCAGAAAGACCGAGCCUCCUCCCGCCCCGAGAGAGGAGGACAGAGUGAAAGAGAACAGCGCCAGAGAGAAGCCCCAACCCAUGGAAUCGACGGCUUCUCUCAGCAACGGCUGCGCCGCCGCCAGCCACGCGCCGGCACUGCCCUGUAUCAACCCGCUCAGCGCCCUCCAGUCUGUGUUGAAUAACCACCUGGGCAAGGCCACCGAACCCCUGCGUUCUCCGUCCAGCUCCAGUCCCAGCUCAAGCACAAUUUCUAUGUUUCAUAAACCGAAUCUCAGCAUCCUCGAGAAGCCGGUUUUGUCUCCGGCCCCCUCCAGGCCGGCAAGCGUGUCCAGGCGCUACGUGUUCGAAAACAACGAUCAGCCCAUCGACCUGACCAAAUCAAAAAGCAAGAAGGCAGAGUCGGCCCAAGCACAAUCCUGUACUUCCCCGCCGCAGAAGCACGCUCUGUCUGACAUCGCCGACAUGGUCAAAGUUCUCCCCAAAGCUACCACACCAAAACCCACCACCACCACCGCCUCGUCUCGCGUCCCUUCCAUGAAGCUAGAGAUGGAGGUCCGGCGCUUCGAAGACGUCUCCACGGAAGUGUCCACCCUGCAUAAAAGGAAGGGCAGGCAGUCCAACUGGAACCCCCAACAUCUCCUCAUCCUGCAGGCUCAGUUUGCUUCGAGCCUCUUUCAGACAUCGGAAGGGAAAUAUCUCUUAUCGGAUUUGGGUCCCCAAGAACGCAUGCAGAUUUCCAAGUUUACUGGACUCUCUAUGACCACCAUUAGCCACUGGCUGGCAAAUGUCAAAUAUCAACUUAGGAAAACUGGAGGGACAAAAUUUUUGAAAAAUAUGGACAAAGGACAUCCCAUCUUCUAUUGUAGUGACUGUGCGUCUCAGUUUAGAACCCCCUCUACCUACAUCAGCCACUUAGAGUCCCAUUUAGGCUUCCAAAUGAAGGACAUGAACCGACUGGCGGUGGAACAGCAGACGAAGGUCGAGCAAGAGAUCUCCAGGGUUUCGGUUCAGAGGUCGCCGGAGACGAUAGCUCCGGAAGAGGACACGGACUCUAAAUUCAAGUGUAAGUUGUGUUGUCGGACCUUUGCGAGCAAACAUGCAGUAAAACUUCACCUAAGCAAAACGCACAGCAAGUCACCCGAACACCACUCACAGUUUGUAGCAGACGUGGAUGAAGAAUAG